CGGGUAUAAAAGUCAGCGUCUUCUUCAGUUUCCUCCAUUUUCUUCGUCAGCAGCAUCAUGUCGCAUAGAAAAUUCAGCGCCCCUCGACACGGGUCGAUGGGAUUCUAUCCCAAGAAAAGAUCCCAAAGACAUCGUGGAAAGGUAAAGGCCUUCCCGAAGGAUGAUCCCACCAAGCCUGUUCACUUGACUGCUUUCAUCGGCUACAAGGCCGGAAUGACUCACGUUGUUCGGGAAGCCGAUCGUCCUGGAUCGAAGGUAAAUAAGAAGGAGAUUGUAGAGGCAGUUACUAUCCUCGAAACACCCCCAAUGAUUGUAGUUGGUCUCGUUGGUUACAUUGAAACACCACAUGGACUUCGAGCACUUGCUACUGUUUGGGCAGAACAUUUGUCGGAGGACUGUCGCAGACGUUUCUACAAGAAUUGGUACAAGAGUAAGAAGAAGGCAUUUACGAAGGCUUCGAAGAAAUGGCAAGACGACCUCGGCCGCAAGUCUAUUGAAGUUGAUUUAAAGAAAAUCAAAUAUUGCAGCGUUGUUCGCAUUAUCGCUCAUACUCAGAUGAAGCUGUUGAGACAACGUCAAAAGAAGGCUCACAUCAUGGAGAUCCAGUUGAAUGGUGGAACUAUCGAAGACAAAGUACAAUGGGCCCGCGAACAUCUGGAGAAACCCGUUCCCAUUAAUAGCGUGUUUGCCGCUGAUGAAAUGAUCGACGUGAUUGGAGUUACCAAGGGAAAGGGUUACAAGGGUGUUACAUCUAGAUGGCAUACUAAGAAAUUGCCACGCAAGACUCACAAGGGUCUAAGAAAGGUCGCUUGUAUUGGUGCGUGGCAUCCAAGUCGCGUGUCCUUCACUGUUGCACGUGCUGGUCAGAAAGGAUAUCAUCAUCGUACUGAAAUGAACAAGAAGAUUUAUAGAAUCGGUCAAGGCAUCCACACCAAGGAUGGCAAGAUCGUAAAAAAUAAUGCUUCAACGGAAUACGAUCUUACGGAGAAAACUAUCACGCCCAUGGGUGGUUUUCCGCAUUACGGUGAAGUGAACAAUGAUUUCGUUAUGAUUAAGGGAUGCUGUAUGGGUCCGAAGAAACGCGUGAUUACUCUGAGGAAGUCCUUGUUGGUGCAUACAAAGAGAUCUGCAUUGGAGAAGAUCAACCUCAAAUUCAUUGACACCAGCUCCAAGUUCGGACAUGGUCGCUUCCAAACCGCCGCAGACAAGGCCUCCUUCAUGGGACAACUCAAAAAGGAUCGUCUGCGCGAGGAUCAAGCGCAAGCUACUACCUCGGCGCCGAGCACCGCGGCUGCACAGUAAAAUUGGUCUACUAUGCACGUUUGAUAACUGUGUAUAGUGAUUCUAUAAACAAAUUCUUAAAAAUUA
Messenger RNA from Nylanderia fulva, 1368 nucleotides. RefSeq names its product ribosomal protein L3 (gene RpL3). Gene Ontology annotation, biological process: translation. Gene Ontology annotation, molecular function: RNA binding; structural constituent of ribosome. Lineage: Eukaryota; Metazoa; Arthropoda; Insecta; Hymenoptera; Formicidae. Gene Ontology annotation, cellular component: cytosolic large ribosomal subunit; ribosome. The record is from RefSeq and is a predicted model, not a curated record.